UUUUUAAGAUGUCAGAUGAUGACGACUUUGAUGAGAUCAAGCACGAGAAGUUGUUGGCAAGCGUGUUGGGCAACAAAGAGAAGGUACAAAUUCGUAAAACCGCACCGAAGAUCAGCAGUGAUGUCCUUAUCAAAUCUGUGAAACAAUCUAAGUUCGCUACCGCUUUAGCGAAGCAGAAGUUGGAAGAAGAGAAGAAAGAAGAAAAUCGAGUUGGAUCAAGUCAGACGGUAGCUGUACCUGUACAUCGACAGGCAAGUGAACGGAUCAAAGGAGCCGUGGGAUUCAUCGAGUUGAAGAAAGAUCUCAAAGUCUGGAACGAUGUAGUAAAAUCUAACCGUCUGGCAGAUCAACUUUCAUUUCCUUUAUAUGAGGAAAUGUUGUUAUCAACUGAAAAAGCCGCUGAUAGGGCUGAAGCUUUCAAGCCCAAAACGGAUUUUGAAAAGAAAAUGAUGGAGAUGUGGAAUGGAUCUAAAAAUAAUAUGACAAAUGAUACUGUUUAUACAGAGGCAGAAAUGGAGAUUAUCAAAGCCAUGGAUGUAAAGGAGGCCAAAGAAAGGCUGAAUCAGAUGCAAAAGAUGCGCGCACUAAUCAGUUAUAGAGAAGCAAAAUACCGUUACGCUGCCAAAAUCAAAUCCAAAGGAUACCAUCGUAUUUUGAAGCGCCAGAAGCGUAAGCAGCUGAUCAAGGAGUUCGAUGAGCUACUCGUUCGUGACCCAGAAGCAGCAAAGGAGAAGCUGAUGGAGCUAGAAAAUCAAAGAAUCAUAGAACGCGGUUCGCUCAAGCAUCGCGCUCGAACGAAGUUUCAACAAGAUGUUGUAAAGUAUGCUGGACGCGAUGCUCGUGCUAAGCAAGUGUUGGAAGAACAUCUGAGAUUGGGACGGGAUCUCAAAUCAAAGGUCUCCAUGGAAUCUGAAAGCGAAGAUGAAGGAGAAGAAGAAGAGAAGAAGAAGAUGAGCGUUUCUGACAUGAUCAAGAGUGCCGCUGUAGCAGCAGCAAAAAGCGACAGCGCUUCGACCGGAUAUGAAAACGAAGAAAAGGCAGAGGAAGCGCGCAUCGCUCUAUAUGAGUUGCGAGCCAAAAAACGUCGCGAGCUGGAGGCAGCAAGGACUCGAGCAGCUAAAAAUGCAUCUGAUUCACAACCGACUUUCGAGCAAGAAAGCGACUGGACAUUUGUUCCGCCUUCGGCUGAUGCUGCUGAUCGUGAAAGUGAGGAAAAAUCAACUGCCACUGCAAUGGGAAAGGAAAGCUCUAGAGCAGCAACAGAAGAAGAAAAGGAUAGCUCAGGCGAAAGGAAUGAAGAGAAAGCGGUGGCCAAAGAUAAUGAUUUGCAAAAAGUCGACGCAGAACCUAUAAAUAGCUCCAGCUCUGAAGGUAAAAAAGUGAAGAAAGGGAAGAAGCGGAAGCAAGAGGAAACUAUCCACAAGGAUUGUACCACAAAAGACAUUGACGAACUCUUUGAUGCUGCAGAAGAGAAAGUCAUGAAUGACUUGAAGGAGAUAGCUAAGAAGAUCCGCGAUGAAGAAGAGGAAGCAGAAGCAAAGAAAACCAAAGGUAGACGAAAGAAAAAGAAGGCUUCGAAAUCGACAGAAGAAGAAGAGAAGAAGGACGAAGCCGUUGACAUCUCUUUUGAUCCCAAAAACUUUCUGCAGGUUGAAACAACAAACCUUUCUAAGGUCUCGUCAGAGCUGGUCGACAAAAUGAAUGAGUUUGAUGAAGAUCAAGCACAUGCGGUGGCCGAAGCAUUCAAGGAUGAUGACGUUAUCGGUGAUUUUGAAGAAGAAAAAGAAUUUAUUGAAGAAGGUGAGCGACCAAAGGAUGUUGAUCUUACACUGCAAGGCUGGGGAUGUUGGGUGGGACCUGUCCAACUCUUGAUGCUCUCCAGAAAACUGAACCUGCCUCACACUCGCACUUGUUGA
Molecule: messenger RNA, 1916 nt
Organism: Cylicocyclus nassatus
Lineage: Eukaryota; Metazoa; Nematoda; Chromadorea; Rhabditida; Strongylidae
Source: the annotation of a GenBank genome assembly